GUCUUUGCAGUUUGCGAAAAGCGCAGAUGAGCGCAGAUUGGAAACGAAAACCGAGGAAAGUCGUUUCGGUUUGGAAAGUACAUAAUCUUACAAGUUAUUGACGUGAAACCUGAUGCAAGGCUAUCAUAGAGUGGAUUUCACAGGAUUGUUCCACUGCUGAGUGCUAUCUGUUCUCUGGCUGAAUUGGGAAGAACAAUAUGUGUACAUCUGCUGCGCAAUGAGAAAGAUCAGCAAGUCACGCAGCCAGGAGGGUGCCACUGCUGUCGACUGGAGUGGAGAGGGCGGCUCGGCGGCCGAGAAGAUGGCCACCUCUGAUGGGCCGGCGCCGUCGGCGCUCCGAGAGAAGAAGCUCUCGUCCAGCUCGCUAGCGGCCGCCGACGCCAGCCGCCCCAAGGUGGUCACCGUCAAAAUGGCCGAGUCGAACAAGGCCAAGCCGACGUCCACCAAGAAGGCGCGUCCCGUCCAGUCGGACAUCGAUCUCAGCAAGGAGUUCACCCGCUGCCGCGACGAGGGCACCAAGCGACUCGACCUCAGCAAGUCCAACAUCACCCAGCUGCCGGCGACGGUGCGCGAUCUGACGCACCUGACCGAGCUCUACCUGUACGGCAACAAGCUGACCACGCUGCCGGCCGAACUGGGCUGUCUGACCAGCCUGCAGACGCUGGCGCUGAACGAGAACUCGCUGACCAGCCUGCCCGACUCGCUGGCCGGCCUGCGCGCGCUGCGCGUCCUCGAUCUGAGGCACAACAAACUGCACGAGAUUCCGGACGUUGUCUAUCAGCUGACGAGUCUGACGACGCUGUUCCUGAGGUUCAACAGGGUGAAAAUUGUCGGAGACGACAUACAAAACCUUGUGAACCUGACCAUGCUCAGUCUGCGCGAGAACAAGAUCCGUGAGCUAACGGCCGGCGUGGGACGGCUGGUGAAGCUGGUGACGUUCGACAUCUCGCACAACCACCUGGAGCACCUGCCCGAGGCUAUCGGCAACUGCGUGCGCCUGUCUACCCUGGACCUGCAGCACAACGAGCUGAUCGACAUUCCGGAGUCGAUCGGAAACCUCCGCGCACUCACCCGGCUCGAGCUCAGGUACAACCGUCUGUCGGAGAUUCCCAAGUCGCUGGCCAAGUGUGUGCACAUGGAGCAGUACAACAUGGAGGGCAACAGCGUGGCGCGCCUGCCGGAGGGCCUGCUGUCGGCGCUCAACAGCCUGACCAGCGUCACGCUCGCCAGGAACUGCUUCACCAGCUUCCCGGUCGGCGGACCGGCCCAGUUCACAAACGUGGACUCGAUCAACAUGGAGCACAACCAGAUCAAUAAGAUCCCGUACGGCAUCUUCUCGCGGGCGCGGCACCUGACCAAGCUGAACAUGAAGGACAACCUGCUGACGGCGCUGCCGAUGGACAUCGGCACCUGGGAGCACAUGGUGGAGCUAAACCUGGGCACCAACCAGCUGACCAAGGUGCCAGACGACAUCCAGCACCUGCAGAGUCUCGAGGUGCUCGUGCUCUCCAACAACCUGCUCAAGCGCCUGCCGCCGACGCUGGGCAGUCUCCGUAAGCUGCGCCUGCUCGAUUUGGAGGAGAACCGUCUGGAGACUCUGCCCAGUGAGAUCGGCUACCUGCGCGAGCUGCAGCGGCUGGUACUACAGAGCAACUGUCUCACGGCGCUGCCCAGAGCUAUAGGUCUGCUGACCAACCUGGAGUACCUGAGCGCCGGCGAGAACAACCUGUCGCACCUGGUGGAGGAGGUGGGCAACCUGGAGUCGCUGAAGGCGCUCCACAUCAACGACAACCCGGGCCUGCACGGGCUGCCGUACGAGCUGGUGCUGUGCUCCAGUCUGCAGGUGCUGAACCUGGAGGGAUGCCCGCUCACCCAGAUACCGGCCGAGAUUGUGGCCGCCGGGCCCAGCCUCGUCAUACAGUUCCUCAAGAUGCAGCGUCCAUACCGAACCAUGUGACGGCGCGGUGCACGUGCCACGUGCGGCCGAGCUGCGGGCCGCGCCGCCGCCAUCGGAGCCGGACCCGGUGAGCUGUCAGGGCGCCGGCCGGCCGGCUAGGAGCGCUGACCGGCCCCCGGCCGCCCCCAUCCGUAGGGUGUUUUAGAGACGGCGAGCGGCGGCGCCCGGCUGCCGCCGCGCCGCCGCGCACGGCGCCGUCAGCGCGCUCCGUCUUUUUGUAACCACUUUUUGGUGACUCGAUUUGUGUUGGGUGUUGUGUGCCGUCGGUCGUCGGUCUGUCGGCGGCUCGCCGUCGGUCUCUGCUGCGGUCACCAGCGGCCGGCAGAGCGACCCGGCCCGUGCGAGCUGCGGCGAUUGCCAGCGGCCGGCAGGGCGCCGCUGUUGGUCGCGGAGGAGGGUCUUGCCCUCCGCGCGGCGGUUUGCAGUCGGGCGACUCGAUCGGUGCUGGUGUGCGCAGUUGCCGGCCGGCUGGUGGGACGUUUUACUGUGGUCGGGAGUGGCUAGGAUUUGGCGGACAGGUCAGCCGGAGCGACGGUGAUGCUUAUUGUAGGUCACUUACUUUGAACGUUUUCUCUUUAUAAUGAGAGAACUUUAUGGUUCCUGGGAACCGCCCUAUGCAUCGUAACGUUUUAGUGGAUGACAAAAAACAUCCUUUUUAUUUGCUACGACCGGGUUUAUCGGGCUCAGCUUUGCGUUUUGUCGGUGACAUUUGACGGUGCUGUAUCUCUGGCUUUUGCCGAGACGGUGGACCGGCUAUUUCACAAGUCACAUGAGCAUUCCCUUUGGCUUAACUUAUCAAUUGCAUUAGCUAUUAAUGGCGGUCAUUUGAUUUUAGACGCACUCGUGCAACUGCCUUGUUGCCCCGCCGUUACCCCUUUCUUUGUUGACGGUUGUGUCAUGGAUGACGCGUACGCGAUACAUGGCUUUAAUGUGGUCAUCGUACCAACUUGGGCUCGCAGCCGUACCCCAUUUAUCCCCUGUGGACCCUCGCGCGAGCGUAGCGCUGUGGGGGUUUAACCAGCUUACCGCAGCAGGGCGGUCCCCGUUUUUGGAUAUUUUACCUGGACGCCGAUGCUGUUUUGCUGUCGAUGAUGAUGGACCUGCGCUGGCCGGCGCGGUAAUUCAAUGGCCGCUGGGUGGUUGGCGCGGGCUUUGGUUGGCCGGGGCGGCCGGGUAGUUGGCGCGGACCCGUCAGAGACGGCCGGGCCGGCUCCGGGGUGCCCGCCGCUGUGUGCGCCGCUCCUCCUCGCGCCGGACGGCCCGCGUCCGUGUUCUCAGUCGGUGCGUGUCCGCGUUUUCAGUCGGCGGCGCGGCUGCCGUCAGCCCCCCUGUGUGGAUGUGGGAGCGGGUGACGCGGCUCCGUGCCGAUCGGUGGCAUGUUCACCACUUACCAAGCGCACAAAUUUUAUGACUACGUAGAUGUAGCAUGCAUAUGCCAAGUGUGUAUGUCUGUGUACUUGUGCGCGUGGUAGCAUAGACGGCGCGGUCGGCCCGGCGCCGGUACGUUGGACUGCGCCGCUCGUGCCCGACCCCGCCGCCGCUGCCGCCGCCGCCUCUGGGAUCUCUGUGAGGGGACCGCGCGCCGGCCGGGGCAUUAUCGGCGUGGGGCGAUACUGGUAGCUCUCUCGCACGCCGCGCCCGUUUUUCGCGGACACCAGCAGACAUUUUAGAACCAUUUCGCUUCAUAACCCGGACUGAACUACUCACGCCGGGCGGCGUAGGAAGACUCUGAGGGCAGUCCCCCAGUAGCGUCUGUAGCGCUCCGGUGUCCUGUGUUGGUUGCGGUCGGGCAGGGAGCGCGGUGCUGGGCAGGGGUGUCCGCUGCGCCCCGGGACACGGAGCGGGCCUCGGCCGUGCGUGGGCACUGGGGCGGGGCAGCGGCGAGCGGGCGGGAUCCACCGCGGCGCGGCGCGCAGAACUGUGAUCCUAGAGUGGGCCAACUGACCGGCCGCGAGCCGGGAGCAUCCCUGAGUGUGUGUGCGUGUGUGCGUGUGCCGGCCGGCCGCCUGGGUGCCAGCGACCCGCGCGGCGGACGCUGGGCCGCCGGGCACCGGCCAGCCGCGGCCGAUACUAAUAUACGAUGUUGUUACA
Molecule: messenger RNA, 4048 nt
Organism: Amphibalanus amphitrite
Lineage: Eukaryota; Metazoa; Arthropoda; Thecostraca; Balanomorpha; Balanidae
Product: leucine-rich repeat protein soc-2 homolog
Exons: 11
Coding region: 218-1957 (579 amino acids)
Molecular function (GO): protein binding
Source: RefSeq, a predicted model, not a curated record